AUGGAAGACAAUCGAAGUUGUCUCCUGGCCACUGCCCGGCCAUAUCUUCAGAUAUUCUCCGUAUUGGCUCUUACUCCACCACCCAUGUUCUUUGAAAGUACAUCGAAUUUACGUCUCAGGCGGAAUCUAAAGAUCGGAUACUGCUGUUUUGCAUGUGGAGUACUUCUUCUGGUCACCUACGAGUGUUAUGUGAAUAUACUGAGCUUGCAACAAAAACUGGAACACUUUCAUGUGGAGGACUUUAGCAAAGUUAUGGGGACCACGCAUAAGGGCCUCAUAUUAGUCAUGGCCAUCUGCAAUCACUUGAACAUGUUAUUCAACUAUCGACGAUUGGGUGGUAUUUACAAAGAGAUCGCGAAACUGGAAGCGGAUAUAGAUGUUGCCUCAGAGGACUUCGGUGGACAGAGGCGCUGCUGUAGCUUCCGCUUCCGGUUGGCCAUCUGUGUGGGUCUGUGGAUGGUACUCCUUGUGCCCCUGGUACCAUCUUUCAGUUAUGACCGCCUAAGUCUGUUCCAAAGCGAGACAAAUAAGAUCAUAACAGAAAUUGUGUUGAUUAUGCUGCAGUUGAAGGGACCGGAGUAUUGUGUGUUUGUAAUGUUUGUCUAUGAGCUAAUUCUCCGGGUUCGGCAUACUCUGCAGCAGAUUAAUCAGGAGCUGGAGGAUUGCGACUGUCGGGACAGGCUUCAGGAGCUGUGUGUGGCCCUGAAGAGAAAUCAGCUUUUUGUUGGUCGAAUCUGGCGACUUGUCGGUGAGCUGGGCAGUUAUUUCACCCUAUCCAUGAUGCUGCUGUUCAUCUACAAUGGUUUCACCAUUCUCCAUAUGGUAAACUGGGCCAUCAUAAAGACAGGCCAUGAUUGCUGUCCAUAUAAGCGCGUGGCAGUAAGUGUGACACUUACUCUUAACCUGUUAUUGGUCUGCUCCUACAGUGAAUGCUGCACCAAUGAGUAUAAAGGCAUUCCACGUAUUCUGCGUAAAAUUCGCAACUUGUCGAUCGCGGAAGAAUUUCCUACUUUGAAAAUGGGUUUAAGGGAGUAUCUUCUUCAAAUGCAGCAUCUAAAGCUGCUCUUCACUUGCAGCGGAUUCUUUGACAUUAGUCUAAAAUACUUUGCCGGGAUGUUGGUCACCAUACUCGGCUAUAUCAUUAUUCUAGUUCAAUUCAAAGUCCAGGCAUUUGUUGAGACGCAAAAAAAGGAGGAUAUACUAAAUAAUUAGAUAAAUAUAUUUU
Molecule: messenger RNA, 1225 nt
Organism: Drosophila serrata
Lineage: Eukaryota; Metazoa; Arthropoda; Insecta; Diptera; Drosophilidae
Product: putative gustatory receptor 98d pseudogene
Source: RefSeq, a predicted model, not a curated record